AUGAACAUAGUUGAAGUUGAAGAAGAAAGUGGAGAAUAUCAAUAUGUUAAGAAAGGUUUCUUAAAGGGUAUGGGAUUUAUGAUGCAUGCUACAAAUAUUAUAGCUAUUCACAAAAACAAUGUUUCAUCUAAUUUAACAAAGCAAGCUCGUUUGGAUUCUUUUCACAUUUUCUCAAAGGCGGUUUCAAUUAAAUGUGGAGGUGAUGCUAAUGUUAGAUUUGCUUGGUAUGGUGGCUCAUUAGAUGAACUAAUAGAUAUUGUUUCUUUUGGAUUCACCGGAUGCAAUAUUCAUGUUGAUGAGGAUAAUGAUGGUGAAUCUCAUGGUGUUGGAGUUUCAUUAUCAUCUACUAAUUUUUCCAUUGAUAGUGCAAUGUCUUCGGUGGAAGAUGAGAAUGGUUUGAGGCAUGUGUUGCUAUGCAGGGUGAUACUAGGAAAGGUUGAAAAUGUUCCUGCUGAUUCAAAACAGAGCCAACCUAGCUGUGAAAAUUAUGACACAGGAGUUGAUGAUAUUUCAUCACCUACAAAACAUAUUAUAUGGACUGCUUUUAUGAAUUCAUACAUUCAUCCAGAUUAUAUCCUAAGUUUCAAGUAUAAUUAUAUCACUGAUGCAGGUGUAUUUGGGACAGUAAAACCUCGAUCAGAAUAUGUGUUGUUUCCUAAUCUAGUGGCAAAAGUGUCAAAUCAUUUGAAACCAUCACAAAUGUCUUUGUUACUCAAAAGCUACCGUAUUUACCAAGAGCAAAAGAUUACAAGAGAGUUAUGGAUAAAGAAAGUGAGGAAGAUAGUAGGGGACAGAUUGCUGCAUUCAGUGAUCUCUGGUGGCGACGUGCACCCUAUCAUCUAA
Trifolium pratense (red clover) is the source of this 843-nucleotide messenger RNA. Its product is annotated as probable inactive poly [ADP-ribose] polymerase SRO2. The record is from RefSeq and is a predicted model, not a curated record. The transcript has 4 exons. NCBI's taxonomy places the organism in Eukaryota, Viridiplantae, Streptophyta, Magnoliopsida, Fabales, Fabaceae. Bases 1 to 843 code for a protein of 280 amino acids. Gene Ontology annotation, molecular function: NAD+ poly-ADP-ribosyltransferase activity.